Messenger RNA from Daktulosphaira vitifoliae (grape phylloxera), 6722 nucleotides. RefSeq lists its product as uncharacterized. NCBI's taxonomy places the organism in Eukaryota, Metazoa, Arthropoda, Insecta, Hemiptera, Phylloxeridae. The transcript has 18 exons. The record is from RefSeq and is a predicted model, not a curated record. Bases 3001 to 4557 code for a protein of 518 amino acids.
UCAUUGAUCAAUUACUGUUUUGUUGCAAAUUUUUAAAUGAAUACGCAAUAAUUUAUUUUUCAUUUUACGUUACACGUUAAUUUUUUUAAUUACAGACUGGGCUUUUUGGCAUCCAGGAUUAUUCAUGUUCACAAUUAGACUAGUUUGCUGAAUGGUUUUAUAAUAAUAAGAUAUAACACCGACAGAAAAUAUAUUUUUUUAAAGUUAUUGUCUACCUAUAUAUAUAUAUUAGUAUUAAUUUAAAGUUCUUUCAAAGUUUAGUGCCUAAUCGCCUAAGAAAAUAUUAAAGUAGAUUGUUUAAGAGUUAUUUCGUCAACAUAUCCGUUUGAAGAAUGCUUAAGUGACAUAAGAUUAUUAUCAACAACUAUAUAAUUAUUAAAAACGAAACCUUACAGCUUUUCCAAGAAAUUUCUACUAUAACGCGUUCCUGAAUAUUUUAAUACCCGAAUGAUUUGAUUAAAUUCUGCUUUUGUCCCUCGAGGCCAAAGGUCUUAUACAAUAUUUAAAUGACGUGCAGUAAAUUAUUCUCUUUGAACAUAUCAUGGUGUGCUUGUGAGCAAGCAGCCGUAACCAAAGUUUCGAUGAAAAAUCCUUUGAAUACCGCGCACUCGACAAAUCAUGUACUUUACUGUGAAAUACAAAGUUCAAAGAGUCUGCCAGUGCUUUAUGAUAUCUCCGUGGAAAUAAUAAGCAUCACAAGUCGUUUUUGGGGCUCAUUAGAUACACGAAAAUGUUCGAGUAAAAGCAAUUAAUUAACAUAUAACGGCCAAGUGAAUUCCGUUGUACCCUGUGAAUUUUGACGAAAAAUUGAAAGUAUUCAUAUAAAAACUAGUGUUGAAAUUGAAUGUGUCGAGCUUAUAUUUCCAGAAACACGCAUUAAAAUAUCUUGUAGGGAGAUGAAAUAUAGACUUUGUGCUGAGGCCAGGCAAACCCAAUAGGAGUACUGGCCGAAUACCAAUUAAUAAAUAAUGUUAAAUGAAUUGUAAUGUAUGAUUUAUAUGUUUUGUAAAAAUGUCUGACUAUUGAAUUGCUUUUGAAAAACGAAUAAUUGAAAAAAAUUAAACGAAUUACAAUGUAUUCUGAUACUUAUAACAUUUCAUUUUAGGUAAACGAUUCAUAAAAAUCUGUGAAGGUAAUUUCAAGGUUGAAUAGUCACCGGCAAUAAGGUUUGAUUCUACAAGAAAAUAUGCGUAUUGAAGAGGAUCUCUGUACCAAACAUUAACAGAUCUAGUUUUUGCAUAACGCAUUGCGUACAAUGACAUAAUAUUACAUAGUAUGUAUACCGUUUUUUACCCGACGGUCAUCGAUUCAGUUUGAAAGGACGACAAAUUUACUGCUCAGUAGGGGAUUCGUGACAAUUAUUCGUGUCCGCUACUUGUCCGGCCUAGACGAACGGUCUACGACCCGGACGCAUCUUAUAGGAAUGUCAUUUUGCUCUUUCCAGCAGAGAAAACCUCAACGAUUGUAGUGACCAUGUUAUAUUGUUGUUCACGCAGUUUAUUUUGGUAAUUUGAAAAUUGCACCGUUAAAACGCAUCGUCGUUCAAACUACACAUCGAUGUUAUGAGAUAAACGACAUCUUUCAGAGUAAACGAUAUUGAAAUCGUUUGUGUAAGUGUAAACAUCUCGAACGUCGGUUCUUAAGCUGGUAGACAUUUUCCUAAUUAAAAUUUAUCUUUUUAUUUCUUUUGUGCGUCCAAAAUCAUUUCCAAUGUCGACAACACGCUCUGUGAUCUCAAUUUCAGACGACCAUAACACUGCCAUUAAUGUGUGUUGCAUUAUCAGAUAACUAGCUACCAAUUUGAGAUACCGGAACUGUACUGUCGCAGCUCUAGCGGUCCCACACACGGUUGAGCGAGAUAUGGUCGCGGACGCGGUGCUUGGCAUUUAACGGCGGAAAAACACACUUAGUUGCCACGAAUCUGAACUUACACGAGACUUAUCACAUUGGUGUAAGAACCGUUGUGUUAUUUAACGGGCCGAAAGCAACGGGUGGAUAAAUCGGUUAAACGUCGUCCGGCGUCACUUUUUAUUUAAUAAAAUUAACGACGGCGAGUCAACUGAGUGAUAAACUAAUUAUUUCGAGGUGGCUGACACUAGCGCGAUGGUUUUAUAAAAAGAUUAUUUCGGCGGGACAUUAUUUUUCGCUUUACUGCCACACAAGACGUUUAACAACAGGAAAUAAUGAUUUAAUGGAAGACGAAUACACGGUCGUCCGACAAAUAGAGGCAAUUGAACUCGUGUUAAACAGAUGUACAAUGCAAAACGUAUCUGCGUGCGUUCUUCGUCAUCCACGUAGUGUCUUCAGCGUGUGCUUAUCUCCGUGAUUGCCGUGCCCGCCGACGCGUACACGCAUAAUAAUUCAUAGUGACAUUACAAGCGGUGAAAACUCGGCCGAGUCAUGAGGAGAGUGUGUAUCGUAUACGGCAGCGAUGGCAGUACCGAAGACGGUGAAAGAGUACCCCACCUUCUGGUGAAAAACGCUCUUGCACGUCCCCCGCAUUUAUUGGCCGAAUUCUGCACCGCGAUAUUCGGCCGGCAAAACAGGUGGGAAAACCGCACAGCCUAUUUUCCUGCUCCUCUUCUUCUUUUUCACCGUACUUCCUCAGCUUAUUACCUCUUGGACGAAUCGGUCGUUGUAGUAUCAGUGCACCGGCGCUAACGAAACAACAACGACGUUCACAAAACGCGAAAAUCUGACUAAAGAAAUCGCGAUAACCAUCACAAUUGUAUCUCAUAUAAGAGUCUUCCCAACCAAGUGACGGGGCGACACUCUGUGCAGUAUCUAUUUGGCAUCGUUGGCCAACCGGAGUACGCAAUAUCAGCUAUCACUGCUGAUGAACCCGGUCAAAGUGCAUAGAUUUUAAGUUGUUCUGUUUUGAAUAGCUUGUCUUUGGAACGAUCGCAUUUAAUUAAUUAUCGCCCGUUUUUUCUGUCUGGUAUUUAUUCACACAUCAGACGCACGUUCGAUUUUGUCAAUAGUACAGACUACCAUCGUGACAUGAUGAUACUAACAAAAUGUCAGUACGCGGCGCUCGUGAUCUUAUUCAUACAGAUGCAAGUACUGUGCCAGGAAUCGGUCACGACGGAAAGUGGAGUCGUAGGUAGUGGAGCAGGACCAACAGAAUUGUAUCCAAACAAUGAUGAAACAGUUGCUGCUGCUAGCGAAGAAGACGUGGGUAGAGAGAACGUUUUCGUUCUCAACGACACCAGAGAUGCUCUAGCUCAUGAUGGGAGUGAACACAAUUCUGUAUUGUUUGUCGGUGACAGUUACGUACCAGUAACCACUCAGCUUCGGUCUAGGCCCAUAUCACCAGCUGAUUCCACGGCGCUCGAUUGGAGAUUGCAAACUGUGGAAAGUUGGGAUGGCCGGCGCCAAGGCAACAACAAGACCAGAGUGCAACAUAUUGAAGCAGAAUGUCAAGACGACUAUAUGAAAAUUCGAAUUGGUUUCAACGGUUCCUUUGGGGGUUUGCUGUAUUCUUCAGGCUAUUCCUAUGAUCCAGAUUGUGUUUACAUAAAUGGAACUGGCAGGGAUUACUACGAGUUCUACAUUCAGCUCAACAGAUGUGGUACUUUGGGAAAGAACUCAAGACAAGAAGACGCACGGAAAAACCCAGCGAAAAAUCUUAUGUGGAACACCGUUACUGUUCAGUAUAAUCCUAUGAUAGAAGAAGAAUGGGAUGAGCACUUCAAAGUAACUUGCGAGUACGGUUACGAUUUCUGGAAAACGGUGACUUUCCCAUUCUUAGAUGUCGAGGUGGCCACAGGCAAUCCGGUAGUGUUCACGUUAUCACCACCAGAAUGUUACAUGGAGAUCCGGUAUGGAUAUGGAACAACCGGUAAUCGAGUAGGAGGACCCGUUCGAGUUGGAGAUCCGUUAACGUUAAUCAUCUACAUGAGAAGCAAAUAUGAUGGUUUUGAUAUCGUAGUCAAUGAUUGUUACGCCCACAACGGAGCGCAGAAAAAGAUUCAACUCAUCGAUCAAUACGGAUGUCCUGUUGACGACAAGCUUAUCAGCCGUUUCAGGGGCUCGUGGAGCGAGAGUCAAGUAUUUGAGACACAAGUAUUUGCUUACAUGAAAACGUUCAGAUUCACCGGAUCGCCAGCUUUGUAUAUAGAAUGUGACGUCCGCAUGUGCCACGGUAGAUGUCCGAGUCAACCUUGUCAUUGGAGAAAUGCCAAAAGUGUUUCAAAACGAUCUACAGACAUGGAGGUUGCGACAACCCCUGCAGCUCUAUCGCAAAAUAUCAACUUAUUUCAAUCACUGCGAGUACUCCAAGAAGGAGAAAACUCUGAAGACGCUGCUGCUUUGAGUAAUAAAACCUCAGGUUAUUACACUGAUAAUAGCCAAAACUCAGUGUGUGUUCGAUCUGGACUAUUGGCUGGUCUAUUAGCUCUUGCUUCAACAAUCUUGUGCUUCCUAAGCUUAGCAUUGACCAUCAUGUGUUACCGCGCAAAAAGGCUGGUUAAGAGCAUAGACGACUCAACGUCUCAUCACGUUAUUACCAGUGCACCGACCAGAUGCUUUUUAACGCAUAAAGGACGAAUUAAUUAAAGACAUUCCUAGCCCAGAGCCUUUUGCUUCUCAGAGAAGACAAUUCAACGUACAGGGGACAGUUCUAAUUAAAAAACAGACAUAAUUAAAAUAAGAAGGCUCGACUUUAAUCUGAUUCUAGUUUUUCCUAUUCCGACUUAUGUGUAGAUAAUACGGCUUAGUCUCCAUUGAAAUAUUAUUUAUAAUAAUAUAUUUUGUAAAAAAGACAACUGUUGAUUAGCAGUUGAAUUUUCCGAUCGUGGAUUGCGCACAAACAGAAUGAUUGACAUUCACUGCCAUUUAAUAAAAUGUAAAAGUAAUGAAAUGUGUAAAUAUAAUUACCUAAUUAAUAGUGAAGUAUUUUCUCUUCGGCGUAAUCUUAAGGAUAUAUUUUUUGCGACCCUAAUCGUCCUUAUUAUUUUAUGUCACUCGAUCUGCAUGUGUGCUAUCCUACGCUUAGUUUGUCUAAAUUGUGCGAGUCGCAGUUUACUCUUACAGUAUGAUUAUAUAGUACAUUUUAUCAGCGUCCAUUACACUAAUCGUGUAAUUCAUUUAUCAAUAAUCUGUGACCUUUAAAAAAUAUUUUCAUGUCUGUACAACGGUCACUGUAGAUUAUAAUCAUUUUUUUAAAAUCAGGCCAUAUGGUUAUAAGUUUAUUGAUUAUUUUUUGACCAAAGUGAUAUAGAAUAAUUAAAAAAAUAUAUAUAUAUUCAAAACAGAUCUGACGACCAUAUUACGGUAGUGUUGUGUGUUAAAUUAAUCUUAUUUGUGUUUUUUACUGAACUAUCUAUAAAAAUAUUAAUAUAUAAUACGACAAAUUAUGGACAGAUUUUCCUUCAAUCGAUUCAUAUACACGUCGUAAAGUAUUUCAAUUGUAUGUGUUGAUUUUUUUUUCGAUCGACCUUUGUACAGUUAAGUGAAAUCACUAGUCCGGAAGUUACAAUAAAAAAACGGGCUUGAAUAUUCAAUGUAUUUCUACAGGUUUAUCAGUAUUCUGUAAGUGACAGCAGCAUAGGUGAACGAAGUCGUAAAAAGUUUACAAAAAUACAUUAUAUUUUGGCGCUUUUUCAAAAGGAAAUUAUUUUUUUUGUUAUCGAUAACAUUGAAAUAUACUCGAUGAAGAAAUACACACACACAAUCUGUAUACGGUCGUCUGUAUUCUCUCAAUUGCAGUCAUUCAAAUGAUUACCCAUUGAACUCUUUUCAUAUUUAGGUUUUAAAUUAAUUAUUUUUUCCAACGAAUAACUCGCACUAUUUUUGUAAAUAAUUCAUCAUCAGUCCUUUUUUAGCUUCGAAGCGUAGCUAAAAAGGUAUUGACUUUAUUUAAUAAUAAUAAUAAUAAUACUGUCCAUAGUGUUAUAAAUAUUAUUGCUCAAUUACAAAGGAAAGCGAGUCACUUGUGCAGCUUACAGUAUAAUGACAAUCACUUAUAGAUAUCUUAACUAAAGUGUAAUCUAAUUUUAAUUGCACAUCCGAGAUUGCAUUGCGAUCCUCGGCGUUCAUAUCAAAGGAAAUUAUUUAUAUGUACAUUAUUGAUCAUAAUAAUAGACAACGGCUGUUACUUUAAUACUAUUAAAAUUAUUAUUAUUAUUAUUAUUAUUAUUAUAACUACUAUUAUAAUGUUUAAUUAUUAAUAUUACAAAAUAUUUUUAAACUUAUUACUAAUAUUAUAUUAUAUAUAUAAAAAUAUUGUAAAUUGAUACGUUCUGAACAUUUGCCUUUAUCAGGCCAUCGAUGUUUGAAGGACGUGCCAGUUAGAACAACUCCUAUCUAACGAGUGAGUUUUGUAUUCAUCAGUAAAAAGUUGUUUGACCGGAAACAGACUUGUUGUCCGGAAGCCGAAACAUAAAAAUGCCGAGCAAACAAAUUUUCACAACCAACUUCAAUAGGAAUAAGAAUGCACAAUUUUUAAAAUACAUUCUUUAUAUAGGGGUUGUUUUAACAAAAAUAAAUGCAUAUAUUUGUUAAGUUCACCGAUCCCCAAUUGUAUAUUUUUAAAUUAUUAUUUAAAAUUCAAAUAAAAUUGUUAAAAUAAGCGAUAAUUUACUUGAAAAUAAAUAUUCUUUAAAAUAAAUUAAUUUAUUAAAUAUUGAAUUCUAUUUCAUAUUAGAUUAGUACAUUAGGUAUAUCUUAUGUAUUAAACUAUAGUUUCAUACUCUAAUUCUGUGUAAUAAAAUCAUUAAACU